Molecule: messenger RNA, 2503 nt
Organism: Scleropages formosus (Asian bonytongue)
Lineage: Eukaryota; Metazoa; Chordata; Actinopteri; Osteoglossiformes; Osteoglossidae
Gene: ewsr1b
Product: EWS RNA-binding protein 1b
Exons: 18
Coding region: 38-2083 (681 amino acids)
Biological process (GO): regulation of DNA-templated transcription
Molecular function (GO): RNA binding
Source: RefSeq, a predicted model, not a curated record
CAUGCGCAUUUCCCUAAUUUUACUGAGGUAACGCGAAAUGGCGUCGUCUGCAGACUACAGUAGCUAUAGCCAGGGUGGUGCCCAGCAGGGGUAUGGUUCAUAUGGAGCCCAGCCCUCUCAGGCCUAUGGACAGAGCACUCAGCAGUCGUAUGGCCAGCAAGGGUAUGGGUCUUAUGGCCAGCCUUCUGCUGACUCCGCUUACACGCAAAGUACACCUUCAACGGGGGGCUAUGCUCAGCCAGCUUAUGGGUCAUCUUAUGGACAUCCGCCUUCUGAAGGGACAACUGCAGCUGGGUACACCCCCACCCCUGCCACUCCCCAAGGAUACAGCCAGCCUACCCAGGGCUAUGGUGCAAGCAGCUAUGAUAGUGCCCCAGCCUCCACCUCCAGCACUCAGACAUCCUAUGGGGCGCAGCAGGGCUAUGGGGCCCAGUCUGCCUACCCCAGUUAUGGCCAGCAGCCUUCCUCCACUGCACCCCCUAGAGCACAGGAAGUGAGCAAGCCCCCGGAGAACCCACAAGCCCAGGCAAACCCGUCUGCCUAUAGCCAGGGCUACGGCCAGAGUAAUUUCGCGUACUCCCAGGUGCCUGGCUCUUACCCUCCGCAGUCAGGUGGUGCCCAGGCUUCCUACUCCACCUCCAGCUACAGCAGCAGCAGCCAGCCUUCCAGCUAUGAGCAGGGCUCAUACUCCCAGCCUGGAGGCUAUGGGCAGCAGCCUCAGCAGCAGGGUGGCUACCAGGGCCAGCAGGGUGGCUAUGGUCAGCAGAGCAGCUAUGGCCAGCAGGGGAGCUAUCAGCAGCAGCCACCACCACAGCAGCAGCAGCCACCUCCGUCCUCCAGCUAUCCCCCACCUUCCAGUUCUUAUGGACAGCCUCCACCGUCCUCUCAGUAUGGCCAGCAGGGAGGCAGCUAUGGGCAACAGAGCAGUUACAACCCACCCAGUCAGUACAGUAACUACAGGCAGGAUCGCCCCAGCAGCAUGGGGGGUGGCUACUCAGGUGGGGAGCCAGGGGGCUUCCCUGGGCCUGGUGAGGGCCGUGCCAUGGAUGGCCGGGGCCGUGGUCGGGGAGGCUAUGACAGGGGUGCCAUGAUGCCCAGUGGUGGACUUCAUGGGGGUCCAGGCCGUGGAGGCAUGGGCAUCGCUGGAGACAGAGGUGGCUUCAUUAAGCCUGGUGGACCCAUGAACGACAGACCAGACCGUGAAAUGUUGCGCCCUGAUGAACAGGAUGACUCUGAGAACAGUACAAUUUAUAUCACUGGGCUCACAGAAAAUGCAACAAUCGAGGAAGUUGCAGACUUUUUCAAGCAUUGUGGAGUUAUUAGGAUGAAUAAACGGUUGGGUCAGCCUGCCAUAAACAUCUACACAGACAAGGAGACGGGAAAGCCCAAGGGGGAUGCAACCCUGUCCUAUGAAGACCCAUCCUGCGCUAAGGCUGCCGUGGAGUGGUUUGACGGCAAAGAUUUCCAGGGAAAGAAGCUUAAGGUGUCUAUGGCCCGUCGCAAGCCCAUGAUGGGCCCUGCACGUGGGGGUAUGCCAAUGCGAGAUGGUAGGGGCAUGAUGGGUCGUGGAGGAAUGAUGGGACGUGGAGGUGGUGACCAGGGAGGCUUCAUCCCUCGUGGAGGCCCGCGUGGUGCAGGCAGAGGUGGCCCUUCAGGCAACAUGCAGCAGAGGGCUGGAGACUGGCAGUGCCCCAACCCGAACUGUGGGAACCAGAAUUUCUCCUGGAGGACAGAGUGUAACCAGUGCAAAGCUCCUAAACCAGAAGGCUUUGGACCACCUCCAUUUGGCCCACCAGGUGGAGACAGGGGCAGGGGUGGUCCAGGACUCCAUGGUGGCAGAGGCAUGGAUCGUGGAGGUCCUGGAGGCCCAGGGGCCUUCCGUGGCGGUCGUGGGGGUGACCGCGGAGGCGGAUUUCGGGGAGGCCGUGGGAUGGACAGAGGCGGGUUCCGUGGGGGAAGCCGAGGAGGCCCCCCCAUGGACCCAAUGGGUGGCAGAGGAGGCAGGAGAGGCAUGGGACCACCUGGCAAAAUGAUGGAUAUGAAGGGAGACCACCGUCAGGAGCGCCGCGACAGACCUUACUGAGGCAUCAUGUACAGACUUCCAGUUAAUACAGGAUUUUUUUAAUGCCACACAGUUGUCAUUCCAUAUUUAUAAUAGCUAAUGGAAACUUAGUGCUUAUUUCAUUACUGUUAGUGAAAGUUUUGUUUUUUAUUGUAUUUUUUUCCGGUUAUUUUGUUCAUGGAAAGUGAACGAGUGUCAAGCAUGGUUUUUAUGUAUAGACUUUGGAAGGUACAAUGUUAGUGGCUUUUUAACUUUUGCUUAUGUUUGUUCCCCUCACUAAUGGAAAUAAAAUGCCAGCUUCAAAGUGGUUACUGUAAAGGAUCUUUGUCAGUUUCAUGUGCUACAUUCUACAUGAAGCAGGAGUAACAGCAGUGUUGCUUGGUGGACUAUUGACUGUUCUUUGGUUGCUUUUGUGAGCAUGUUAGUUUUUAAUAAAAAGUU